AUGGCUGCCAUUCCUAACACCCAGCAAGGGAUGGCUGCCGUUCCUAACACCCAGCAGGGGAUGGCUGCCGUUCCUAACACCCAGCAAGGGAUGGCUGCCGUUCCUAACACCCAGCAAGGGAUGGCUGCCGUUCCUAACACCCAGCAAGGGAUGGCUGCCGUUCCUAACACCCAGCAGGGGAUGGCUGCCAUUCCUAACACCCAGCAGGGGAUGGCCGCCGUUCCUAACACCCAGCAAGGGAUGGCUGCCGUUUGUAUCACCCAGCAGAGGAUGGCUGCCGUUUGUAUCACACAGCAGGGGAUGGCUGCCAUUCGAUUCAACCAGCAGGGGAUGGCUGCCGUUCGUACCACCCAGCAUGGGAUGGCUGCCGUUCGUAUCACCCAGCAGGGGAUGGCUGCCGUUCGUAUCACCCAGCAGGGGAUGGCUGCCAUUCAUAUCACCCAGCAGGGGAUGGCUGCCAUUCCUAACACCCAGCAGGGGAUGGCUGCCGUUUGUAUCACCCAGCAGAGGAUGGCUGCUGUUUGUAUCACACAGCAGGGGAUGGCUGCCAUUCGAUUCAACCAGCAGGGGAUGGCUGCCGUUCGUACCACCCAGCAUGGGAUGGCUGCCGUUCGUAUCACCCAGCAGGGGAUGGCUGCCAUUCGUAUCACCCAUCAGGUGAGGGCUGCCAUUCAUAUCACCCAGCAGGGGAUGGCUGCCAUUCGUAUCACCCAGCAGGUGAGGGCUGCCGUUCAUAUCACCCAGCAGGUGAGGGCUGCCGUUCAUAUCACCCAGCAGGUGAGGGCUGCCGUUCGUAUCACCCAGCAGGUGAGGGCUGCUUUUCAUAUCACCCAGCAGGUGAGGGCUGCCGUUCGUAUCACUCAGCAGGGGAUGGCUGCCAUUCGUAUCACCCAGCAGGGGAUGGCUGUCAUUCGUAUCACCCAGCAGGUGAGGGCUGCCGUUCAUAUCACCCAGCAGGGGAGGGCUGCCUUUCAUAUCACCCAGCAGGUGAGGGCUGCCGUUCAUAUCACCCAGCAGGUGAGGGCUGCCGUUCAUAUCACCCAGCAGGUGAGGGCUGCUUUUCAUAUCACCCAGCAGGUGAGGGCUGCCGUUCGUAUCACGCAGCAGGGGAUGGCUGCCAUUCGUAUCACCCAGCAGGGGAUGGCUGUCAUUCGUAUCACCCAGCAGGUGAGGGCUGCCGUUCAUAUCACCCAGCAGGGGAGGGCUGCCUUUCAUAUCACCCAGCAGGUGAGGGCUGCCGUUCAUAUCACCCAGCAGGUGAGGGCUGCCGUUCAUAUCACGCAGCAGGGGAGGGCUGCCUUUCAUAUCACCCAGCAGGUGAGGGCUGCCGUUCAUAUCACCCAGCAGGCGAGGGCUGACGUUCGUAUCACCCAGCAGGCGAGGGCUGACGUUCGUAUCACCCAGCAGGUGAGGGCUGCCGUUCAUAUCACCCAGCAGGUGAUGCUACCAGACUGUAUCCACACACAGCUUUCAGCUGUUGGACUUUCUGGUGGGUUUCUUCUCUAA
Salvelinus fontinalis (brook trout) is the source of this 1506-nucleotide messenger RNA. Its product is annotated as involucrin-like. NCBI's taxonomy places the organism in Eukaryota, Metazoa, Chordata, Actinopteri, Salmoniformes, Salmonidae. The record is from RefSeq and is a predicted model, not a curated record. Bases 1 to 1506 code for a protein of 501 amino acids. The transcript has a single exon.